This is a messenger RNA of Archocentrus centrarchus (flier cichlid), 2836 nucleotides long. RefSeq lists its product as uncharacterized. NCBI's taxonomy places the organism in Eukaryota, Metazoa, Chordata, Actinopteri, Cichliformes, Cichlidae. Bases 197 to 2725 code for a protein of 842 amino acids. The transcript is spliced from 3 exons. The record is from RefSeq and is a predicted model, not a curated record.
UUUCUGCUCUUGCUUCUUAGACUGAACGUUUUGUCUACUUUCUUCUGCUACAUUUACAUUUCUAAUAGAGGUUUACGAACGUGUGUUGUAGUGCUAGCAUGACUUGAUUUUGCCGUGAGUGAAGAUUUUCAUUAGGCUAAGAAUAGACUGUCUGCAUUCAGCUAGCUGCCCUGUUUUUUCUUUUUGGCGGUUUAACAUGGCCUGUUGGAGGUGUAUGAUUUGCUUUGUUUUUGUUGCCUUAACAUUGAAGUCUCUCUUGAGCCAUAUUAACAAAACACAUAGCCGCAGUCCAAACUUCCGAGUCAUAUGCGGAAUAGAUGGUUGUACAGAGGAAUACAGAGUCUUUAACUCUUUUUACUACCAUAUCAGACGCACUCAUGCUCUGUAUCUUGCGACUGGGAACCCUCCUACCCAGUGGAUGACAGCAGCAUCAUCUGACUUAUCACAUGCUGCAGGUGAACAUUUUGACAUACCAGUUUUUUCUGACUGUGCCACUAAAACACAAGGAAUGCAAAGGACCGACAGUGAGGUCAACAUACCUGUCAUUCCAAAUGAAAUGUCAAGUCCGGAGCUUGAGGAUUUCCAGACUCCAAAUACUGAUAAUCAGGAAGGAGCUGCUACAGCAAGUGAAAAUCUCGUCAGAUGUGCAGCUGCAUUUACCAUCAGUGUCCGGGAAAGAUGUCACCUAUCCCAGAGGGGUGUCAACAGUAUUGUCUCUGGAGUCCAGCAGUAUCAAACUGCUCUUCUCAGUACCAUGAAGGACACCAUGAAGUCGCUCUUUCAAAGACAUUCAGAAAAUAUGGAGCAGCUACAAGAGGCAGUAUUGGCAGAACUGGAAAAUUUUCAAGAUCCUUUCUCCAUGAUGGCUUCCACAUACAUUCAGGACAGCACAAUCCAGAGGCUUUUUAACCCAGUCAAACCAGAGGAGGUAGUUAUGUCUCAAAAGGUUUGCAGAGUUAACAAAGGACAGUCAAGAGUAAUUGCCAUCAAAAACAGAAGUUUUUACUAUAUACCCCUUAUUAGGAGCCUUGAACAGUUGUUGUCCAAUUCCAGGAUUUUUGCCAUGAUCAACACCGCACCUCAGAGUUGCCACAAAGAUGGGUUUUUGUAUGACAUUAUUGAUGGGAGCAUUUAUAAAUCCCAUCCACUGUUUUCAAAAGAACCUUCUGCUUUACAGAUAAUUUUGUAUGCUGAUGAAAUAGAGAUAUGCAAUCCUCUUGGGUCACAUGCUUCAGUAAAUAAAUUAUUCAUGUUUUAUUAUACUUUAGGAAACAUAGACCCCAAGUUUAGGUCAAAGCUUGCUGCAAUCAGACUCCUUGCUAUAGCAAAAGCUGAUGAUAUUGACAAAUGUGGUGUUGAUUUUGUAUUACAAAGGAUUAAUGAAGACUUAAAGUUGCUCUAUAAUGGUGUCAAAAUCCAAACACAGAGUGGUAGCAUGGAUUUAUUUGGCGCUGUAGUUUCGGUCUGUGGUGACACACUAAGUUUUACUAAAAGGACAAUGAAAAAACAUAUUAAGCAGUGCUGUGAAAUAGAAAAGGCUUGCACAGACUUCUUGAAAUCAUCUCUCAAAACCACCUAUGGUAUAAACAGAAGAAGCAAGCUGAUUGAUUUCCCAGCCUUUGACCUCAUUCAACAAACACCACAGGAUAUAAUGCACAUCAUUCUUGAGGGUGUUGCACCCAUGGAAAUUAAGUGUGUGCUAAAACACCUUGUUCUCUCUGGACAGAUGGAGUUGGAUGUGUUCAAUUCUGCCAUGCAGAGUUUUCCUUUGUCACCAAUAGACAUACGUGACAAACCCUGCCCUAUCAGUGUCACUACCUUGGCAUCUAAUGACAAUAAACUGAAACAGUCCUCGGGGCAAAUGCUGAUACUGUUGAAGAUCAUGCCUUUUCUGCUCAACAGUAUAGAGAAAAAUGAAUAUGUUCAGUUUGUUUUGGACUUAAUUAAGAUUGUUCAGAUACUCUUUGCCCCUAUUUUAUCUGUACAAAGUGUGUUCAGACUGAAGAAUAUGAUUGAACAGCAUUUGAAACAGUUUAAGAAACUUUUUCCUGAGAAUAAUAUAAUACCUAAGCAACAUUACUUGUUGCAUCUCCCUGCUCAGAUUCUUCAUCUGGGGCCUGUGAUAAGGCACAUGUGUAUGAGAUUCGAAUCAAAGCACUGUUUUUUUAAACAAUGGGCAUCUAAAUUGAACUUCAGAAAUGUCUGUAAGUCACUUGUGAACCAUAAUCAGCUUUCUGAAUGCUGUCAAAAUGAAUUGGGCACUGAGCAUCCAAUAUUUGUACAUGAGAAGGAAUUGGGUCCUGUCUCUGAAGUGAAAAAUCCUGAGUAUAUUGCAGCAAAGAUAAGAGAUUUUUUGGGGAUAGGUGGCAUACAACAUGGAGUCAAAGUAAAAUGGCUUUUUCUCAAUGGGAACAAGUACGUAAGUGAAAAGUCUCUAAUAAUCACCAGUGUGAGUGACACAGUUCCUGUUUUUGGACUUAUUAAAAACAUUUAUGUGGUAGACAGUUCAUUAUACUGUUUUGAAUACCAGCUUUAUGAGACUGUGGGCUUUAAUACAGAUUUUUUAGCAUAUAAAAUUGUAGUUCCUAAUCUCGCCCAAGCAACAGAGUUUAUAGAUGCUGAAAAGCUAGUUGAUCCUCCAUCAUAUUAUCCAGUCAGUUUCAAAUGCAGUAUGUAUGUUCUGACAAAAUAUAACCUUGAUGAUGUCAUUGCACUUAAAAGUUGAAAUGAAACAGUGGAAGAUGUGCUGUGAUUUAUUGCCUAUGUUGUGGCUGUGGAUUCGUACUACAUAAAAUGUUACACUGCAGCUUUGUAAAUAUUGUAAAUAAAUGUGUUA